AUGAACGCGCAGUUCCAAGCGACCCUUUCGGAUUUCGAAGCGAAACUCAACGCGCUCAUCGUCAGCCUGACAACCUCUCCCACUGCCGCCGGGGCACCCGCCGCCGCACUCAACCUCCUCGACGCGGACGACUCGCUCACUUCGGCGGUGGAUACCCUCCGCACUCACCAGGCAAACUAUGCGAAAAUACUGCAGCUGCGAGCGGAGGCCGAAAGUCUAGAGGAAAGGGUCAAGACCAUAGUGCGAGACAUAGUGAGCUACGAGAAAGAUAUUCAAACAGCAUGCGGCCAUAGCGAUGACUCCGAGUCGGAGUCCGAUGAUAGCUCGGACGGGCCCGACGAAGACAACGACGAUGCUAUGCUCGGUCGCAAAUCCGAACUUCGACGCACGAAGGAGAUAGACUAUCGAAUCCUCCUGGACUUCGCGCGACGGAUCAGCAAAUACAACCAUCAAGCAGCGGCAGACGCAGCGGAGGGAAUCAACGAGGCCAAAGCGCGAAAGAAGAUCGAGCAGGGGCAUGAUCACGACAUGGACAUGUCAGGAGUCAACGGGGCAGAUACUGACCCUGCGGAGCCGGUGUCAUCCGUUACCAAGGAUGCGACGUUUUGGCUGGACGAGUCGGCCAAUAUGACGCGGCAGAUUUAUAUGCUGCCGUAUCCCACGGAGGAUCGGAUACGAAUGGGUCUUAUGGGUCAGAUUCAGCUGGCUGCCGCGGAGGGCGGGUCAUCAUUGGAUCCUGAUCAGGAGGUGGAACGGCUUAUUCGUGAGGCGGAGGGAUUUGGUGUCGCGAAGGCGGCUGCUCAUGUACAUCCUGGGGAAGAUACCCAACAUGCAGAUAUGGCUGCGAAGGCUGCGGCUCAUGCGGGGUCGAUGGCAAAUAGUGGAGGCAGAUCGGGUGCUCCGCCGCCGAAACCUAAGGCUACUCUUGAUCUUGAUCUGUAUGAUCCUGAGGAUGAUGAUGUUUGA
Aspergillus tanneri is the source of this 966-nucleotide messenger RNA. RefSeq lists its product as uncharacterized. The transcript has a single exon. Lineage: Eukaryota; Fungi; Ascomycota; Eurotiomycetes; Eurotiales; Aspergillaceae. Gene Ontology annotation, biological process: regulation of transcription by RNA polymerase II. The coding region runs from base 1 to 966 and encodes 321 amino acids. Gene Ontology annotation, cellular component: mediator complex; core mediator complex. The record is from RefSeq and is a predicted model, not a curated record. Gene Ontology annotation, molecular function: transcription coregulator activity.